AUGUCCAAUCUCAAAUCAACCCUUCUCUGCAAAACAUGGUUCGGCUUCGACCUCGACGACACACUCCAUGAAUUCCGCAAAGCUUCCUCACAAGCCUCACAGUCCAUAUUUGAAGCCAUACACACAAGUGAAGGAAUCCAAAUUGACGUGUUGAGAACCACAUACCAAAAUUUACUACGCACAGCCACGGCCAAUGCGUUCACAGAUGGACGAACCUCGACUGAGUACCGUCGUGAACGAUUUACCCGGCUCCUGCAAGCCCACGGGGUAGAUGGCGACAUUACCGACAAGGUGGAACCGUUACUCAACAUCUACAUAUCAUCGUUACGGUCAAAUAUAGCCCUGAAACCUGGAAUCAUGGAAUUAUUCCGGACUCUUAGACAGCUCGAAAAGAAAAUUAUUAUUGUCACGGAAGGGCCUGCUGAUGCACAGCAGUGGACUAUUGAGGAGCUUGGAUUAUCGUCAUAUGUUGAUAUUCUGGUUACCACGAAUGAGGUGGGAAAAUCAAAGGUUGAGGGGUUGUUUGACAUUGUGUUGGAGAAGUAUAGGAUUGAUGCAGGAGAUAUUGUUUAUUUUGGGGAUAAUCCGGUGCGAGAUAUAUGCGCUGCAAGGGAGAGUGGGAUCUUAGCGAUUCUCUAUGAUGAGGAGAUAGAUAGAGUACCGCAUAAUCUGGUUGACCUGAGGAUUGAUUCCUGGAAAGUCUUGCGAGGUAUACUGUAUACUGGGUGA
Molecule: messenger RNA, 729 nt
Organism: Penicillium odoratum
Lineage: Eukaryota; Fungi; Ascomycota; Eurotiomycetes; Eurotiales; Aspergillaceae
Product: HAD family hydrolase
Exons: 1
Coding region: 1-729 (242 amino acids)
Source: RefSeq, a predicted model, not a curated record